Molecule: messenger RNA, 1332 nt
Organism: Colletotrichum karsti
Lineage: Eukaryota; Fungi; Ascomycota; Sordariomycetes; Glomerellales; Glomerellaceae
Exons: 2
Coding region: 1-1332 (443 amino acids)
Source: RefSeq, a predicted model, not a curated record
AUGAGUAGGAUCAAGCAAAUACAGGAUAGCCAGAGGAGGCAACGGAAGACGGCCGACUCCGUCGAGAAUAUCAAGAGCAAGUGCGCACAGAACCACGGAAAAGCCCAUGUUGCGCACUGCAAGGAUUGUCAUGGAGAGUUGGUGGAGACCAUGAGGAGCAGGUAUCUGGAUUCCAAGGACGAGUGGUUCUCCAACAACACCGGAUUCUUGAGCGACCUCGACAGCUUAUUCGCGAAGCUCAAGGACUUCACAGACGACCUCAAAGCCAUUGAGACCCGGAUAGACAAGGAGAAGGCGAAGCACUACCGGGAGACUCUGCCAAAGACGGCGGCAGGCCGUGCCGCCGAGGCGUCCAUGGGUAAGGCCACCUUCCAGGCUGCAUUGGAGGACGAAGAGAAGCCUAUCGCCGAUUUGACCGGGGAUGUUCGCAAGGCUGUCAACAGUGGUGUCGACAACGUUCCGCGGCUAGCGGAUGUACUCUCGAAAUUCGACAACUUGACUCCGGAGAAGGAAAAUGACGUUAUCGUCGACGUCUUCUUCCGCGAUCCCAAGACAGGCGAGGUUCCAGCAUCAUGCGCCAAGUACGUGGAGAAACUGCGGGCCGGGGCGGACCUCGAAGACGUGAUGGCAGUGAUGGAGGCCGACAAGCCUUCGAGGUCGCAGGCGUCAAGUAAUAUGGACAGACACAAGCGGACGCUGAACGAGUUGAAGAGGGCGCAGGCAGCACAUGAGCAGGAUAAGAUGCUGAAAGCUCAGAAGCGCCAGCAACCUCCUCCUCAAGCCCCGCAAGUCAACAAGGAGCUGUACGAGCUCCCGCCGUGCAACGUAUGCUCGGGCAAGGUGUCUCCAGAAGAUGUCAUCGCGUGCCCAGCGUGCUUGAUCUUCGCCGAGCUGAGCCUGACUAAGAGGACGGUGUUCGACUCGGAGAAGUGUUUUGAGCAAGGCUACGAGGAACACGUCAACAGCGCCCACAGCUGCGCCGCCGGCGAAGGCUGCAUCCAACUUAAGGACGAGGAUGAGGAGAUGGGCGACAGCGGCGAGGGAGCCGUCAUCUGCGAGGAGUGUGCGGAGCAAUUGGGCCAGAGUACUGUCUACUGCUCCUCGCGAUGCGCGAGCUCGGAUUUCCAGACGCAUCGUGACGGGGUGCACAUUCCCAACUGGAAAGGUCUUGGGAUCGAUCUCGACACGCAGGGCGAGCACUUGAUCUACGACAACGACGAUAAAACCAAGUAUCACGUCAACGACAUAUCGAAGUUUGUGUGGAGGAUUGAUGAUGCAUUUGAGCGCAUUUUCAAGGGAAACAACCCUGAUAUCAAGGACUUCAAGCACUGA